Messenger RNA from Prunus armeniaca (apricot), 825 nucleotides. The record is from the annotation of a GenBank genome assembly. NCBI's taxonomy places the organism in Eukaryota, Viridiplantae, Streptophyta, Magnoliopsida, Rosales, Rosaceae.
AUGUCAGCACAGGAUACACUGUUGGGGCACUCUUUCUCUACAGUCCCCUUAUCAAUACUCCUAGUCUUUGACGGACACAAUGGUGUUGAUGCAGCAUCAUUUAUUAAAAAAAACAUCCUUAGAUUCAUUGUUGAAGACUCUCACUUCCCAUCAGGCAUUAGAAAGGCAGUUAGGAGCGCCUUUGUGAAGGCUGAUCAUGCAUUUGCAGAUGCUAGCUCUGUUGAUAAGUCCUCUGGUACCACUGCUUUGACUGCCCUUAUUUUAGGAAGGACCAUGCUAAUCGCUAAUGCUGGGGAUUGUCGAGCUGUGUUGGGGAAGCGGGGAAGGGCAAUUGAACUAUCUAAAGAUCACAAACCUAACUGCACCUCUGAAAGAUUAAGAAUUGAGAAGCUGGGCGGUGUCAUCUACGAUGGCUACCUCAAUGGCCAAUUAUCAGUGGCACGUGCUCUUGGUGACUGGCAUAUCAAGGGCUCUAAAGGGUCAAACUGCCCCUUAAGCUCUGAGCCAGAAUUGGAGGAAAUUGUCCUAACGGAAGAAGAUGAGUUCUUGAUAAUGGGCUGCGAUGGCUUGUGGGAUGUGAUGAGCAGCCAGUGUGCAGUUACAAUGGUAAGGAAGGAGCUCCUGCAGCAUAACGAUCCUGAGAGAUGUUCAAAAGCGCUUGUCAAGGAGGCACUCCAACGGAACACAUGCGAUAACCUGACUGUUGUUGUGGUCUGUUUCUCCGAAGAUCCACCUCCUAAAACCGAAAUUCCUAAGUCCCAGAAGAGGAGAAGUAUUUCAGCUGAAGGGUUGGACCUUCUCAAGGGUGUCCUAAGCAAUAUCUGA